This is a messenger RNA of Pipistrellus nathusii (Nathusius's pipistrelle), 2322 nucleotides long. NCBI's taxonomy places the organism in Eukaryota, Metazoa, Chordata, Mammalia, Chiroptera, Vespertilionidae. The record is from the annotation of a GenBank genome assembly.
AUGGACCGCGACCUCCUGCGGCAGUCGCUGAAUUACCACGGGCCGUCCUUGCUGUCCUUGCUCCGGAGCGAGCAGCUGGACAACCCUCACUUCCGGAGCCUCCUGGGGUCGGCGGCCGAGCCUGCCCGGGGUCCGCCGCCCCAGCAGCCAGGGCCAGGCAGAAAAGAGAAGAGAGUCGACAACGCGGAAAUACAAAAAUUCAUUUCCAAAAAGGCGGAUCUGCUUUUUGCACUUUCGUGGAAAUCAGAUGCACCUGCAACUCCUGAAGUUAAUGAAGACGGUGAAGAUUCUUAUGCAGUCAUGCCACCUUUAGAGCAAUUCAUGGAAAUACCUAGUAUGGAUCAGAGAGAGCUGUUUUUCCGAGAUAUUGAGCGUGGAGAUAUAGUGAUUGGAAGAAUUAGUUCCAUUCGGGAAUUUGGGUUUUUCAUGGUGUUGAUUUGUUUAGGCAGUGGCAUCAUGAGAGAUAUAUCUCACUUGGAAAUCACAGCUCUUUGUCCAUUAAGAGAUGUGCCUUCUCACAGUAACCAUGGGGAUCCUUUAUCGUAUUACCAAACUGGUGAUAUCAUUCGAGCUGGAAUCAAGGAUAUCGACAGAUAUCAUGAAAAGCUUGCAGUAUCUCUGUAUAGCUCAUCUCUUCCAUCGAACCUAUCUGGUAUUAAAUUAGGUGUAAUUAGUUCUGAAGAGCUUCCUUUGUACUACAGGAGGAGUGUUGAACUAAAUAGCAAUUCUUUGGAAUCCUAUGACAGUAUCAUGCAAAGUUCCUUGGGAUUUGCUAAUCCGGGAGUAGUUGAAUUCCUCCUAGGAAAAUUAGGAAUAGAUGACUCUAAUCCACCAUCUUUAAUGAGAGGCCUACAAAGCAAAAAUUUCUCUGAAGAUGAUUUUGCUUCUGCAUUAAGGAAGAAACAGUCUUCAUCUUGGGCUUUAAAAUGUGUGAAGAUUGGAGUUGACUAUUUUAAAGUUGGGCGCCACGUGGAUGCUAUGAAUGAAUACAAUAAGGCUCUGGAAAUAGACAAACAAAAUGUGGAAGCUUUGGUAGCUCGUGGAGCAUUAUACGCAACAAAAGGAAGUCUGAACAAAGCAAUAGAAGACUUUGAACUUGCAUUGGAAAACUGUCCAACUCACAGGAAUGCAAGAAAAUACCUCUGCCAGACACUUGUAGAAAGAGGAGGGCAGUUAGAAGAAGAAGAAAAAUUUUUAAAUGCUGAAAGUUACUAUAAGAAAGCUUUGGAUUUGGAUGAGACUUUUAAAGAUGCAGAGGAUGCUUUGCAGAAACUUCAUAAAUAUAUGCAGAAAUCUUUGGAAUUAAGAGAAAAACAAGCUGAAAAGGAAGAAAAGCAGAAAACAAAGAAAAUAGAAACAAGUGCAGAAAAGUUGCGUAAGCUCUUAAAAGAGGAGAAAAGGCUAAAGAAAAAAAGAAGAAAAUCAACUUCUUCCUCUUCAAGUGUUUCUUCUGGUGAUGAAUCAGUUUCUUCAUCAUCAUCCUCUUCCUCUUCUGGUCACAAAAAGCAUAAGAAACAUAGGAGGCAUCGCUCAGAGUCUUCUCGAAGUUCCAAAAGGCAUUCAGCUAAGGCAUCCUCAGAUCAGAUAGAUCAGAAUAGGAAAGAUGAGUACUUCCCAGUUCCAGCCAAUACGUCAGCGUCUUUUCUUAACCAAAGACAAGAAGUGGAAAAACUACUGGAAAAGCAAGAUAGGGUACCAUAUCAGAAGAAGCAGGUAAAAGAGAAAGAUAGAUGCUCAGUCUCUUCAUCUUCAGUUGAAAUUCCGGAUGAUUUUGGAGGUAGGUCUGAAGAUUCAAGAGAUUUUUACAAUAGCUAUAAAACUCAGGCAGGUAGUAGCAAAACGGAAAAGUCAUAUAGAUAUGAAAGACAUUUUUCCAAUAGAAGGGAUUCCUCAGAUUCCUUCUCUAGGAAUCCAGAAGACAAGUUAAAAAAUUAUGGUUAUAGAAAAUUUGAAAAAGACACAGAUGGAAGGAGAGAGCACUAUAGAAAGUGGGAGCCGGGUUCAAUGAGGUAUUCCACUUCCCCAGCAAGCUCUGACUACUCUUCUAAGUCAGUUGAAAAGUAUAAAAAAUGUAAUUAUUCUGGAUCACGUGAUUUCAAUAGACAUGAGCAAAGAUAUCAAUUAAGUAAAAGUCAUAGAGAAUAUGAAAGAGAGGAUAAUUGUGAGGAGAGUAUUAAACCAGAGGCUCCAGAAGAAGAAGAGCUAAGUAGCAAGGAGCAUUCAGAAAGUGGAGCUAAAAAAAAUUUACCUCAGAAUUUACUCAAUAUAUUUAAUCAGAUAGCUGCAUUUGAGAAAGAAAAAGGAAAUAAACAAAAAAAGUAA